GAGCCUUCGCUUGGGCUUGGCUUGGCUGGUAAGGCGUAGCGGCCCUGCGGCCGCCGCGCCUCCGACUUUGGGAGAGAGGGGCGAGAAGGGGAGAGGGAGCGCAGAGGUGUUAGGCAUCUCUGUAUCUCCCGAGCAGCCCGACUGGCGUCGGCAGCCGCCAGAGGGGAAAGCCUGGGAGCCGGAGCUUCAGCCUCCAGCGCUGCAGCUGGCUCAGGCUCGGGGUGCGGAGCUACAUCUAUUUCAAUGGUGCUGCUUUCUUCGUUCUCUUUAUGUAGCCACUUACCUUCAGGCCAUUCAGAGGAGAGCAAAGUGGGGAAUAUGAAAUCAGCCAAGCAGCAAGUGAAUCACAGCCAAUGUGGGGAGAGCCAGCCUCCCCUGAGCCCCCUGCGGUCUGCUCUCAAUUCAGUGGUAACUUCUUCCCAGGCCUAUGAGACCUACAUUGAUAAUGGACUUAUAUGUCUCAAACACAAGAUUAGAAAUAUUGAAAAAAAGAAGCUCAAACUAGAAGAUUAUAAGGAUCGCCUGAAAAAUGGAGAGCCACUCAAUUCAGACCAAUUGGAGGCAGUAGAAAAGUAUGAAGAAGUAUUACAUAACUUGGAAUUUGCCAAGGAGCUUCAAAAAACUUUUUCUGGACUCAGCCAAGAUCUCCUGAAGGCCCAAAAGAAGGCUCAGAGAAGAGAGCACAUGAUAAAACUUGAGGCCGAGAAAAAGAAGCUCCGGACUAUAUUUCAAGUUCAGUAUGUCUUACAGAACUUCACACAAGAACAUGUUCAAGAGGACUUCAAAGGUGGCUUGAAUGGUGCAGUGUAUUUGCCUUCAAGAGAACUAGACUACCUCAUUAAGUUUUCAAAACUCACAUGCCCUGAGAGAAACGAGAGUUUGAGUAUUGAAGACCAGAUGGAACAGUCAUCACUCUACUUUUGGGACCUCUUGGAAGGCAGUGAGAAAGCAGUGGUAGGAACAACAUACAAACACAUGAAGGAUCUAUUGUCUAAACUGCUGACCUCUGGCUAUUUUGAAAGUAUUCCAGUUCCCCGAAACAACAUUAUAAAGCAAAAAGAAGAAUUGGAUGAAGAAAUCCGAGGAAAAUCAGAGAAGAAACAGUUAUUACAGACAGAAUCUGUUAAAGAAUCAGAAUCUCUUAUGGAACAUACACAGCCUGAGAUACAACCACAAGAGUUUCUCAACAGACGCUACCUGUCUGAAGUUGAGUAUUCAAGCAAGAAACCAGAAGGACAGCAAUCUUGGAAAGAAGAUUAUACCAGGAAGCCAAAUCUUACAAAAUGCUGGGAAGUGAUUGCUGACUUAGAAGGGCAGAAGAAGCUGGAGUCCCUGAUGUCUUGGGAUUCUGUUAAGCAACAGGAGACUGCAAAACCUGUGUUAACUCCAGAACAGGAUAAUCAGGAGAGUCCAAAAUCUGCUACUCUUGAUCUUCAGGAAGAACAGAAGACCCAAGAAAUCUCUAAAUCCAACAUAGUUCAUGGGACAUGGGAACAAGACAUUCCUAAAUCUAAUGCGGUCUGUGGUCAGGAGGAACAGAAGAAAAAAGAGUCACUAAAGCCCUGGGUUGCUCCUCUGCAGAAAGAGUUGGAGCCAAAGAAACAGACUUCCAAAUCUUGGACUCCUGCACAGAAUGAACAGAAGGCCAUUAGGUCUUGGCCAGCUUCAGUUCAUGAAGAGCAAGAUACAAAGCCACCUGAGAUUCCAGAGCCAUGGGAAGCCAAUGUUGAGAGUCAAAAACAGGCUUUACUACAGCAGUUACAAUCUCCUUCAAAGUCUUGGAGACCUCCAGCCGCAAGCCUUGUAAUGAAUGGGCAACUGAUGACCAGAAAGUAUGAUUCAGAAUCCAAAGAUGUGCCUAAGCUUUUGAAUCAGUCUGCAGAUACCCCUUCUGCCCCUCCAAGUGAUUCAGUUCUAAGGAAAGAAAAGCUUCAGGAUCUGAUGACUCAGAUUCAGGGAACUUAUAACUUUAUGCAGGAAUCAGUUUUGGAUUUUGACAAGCCUUCAAGUGCAAUUCCUUCACCACAGCUGCCUUCAGUUAUUCCAGAUAGUCCUGAAGCUUCCAUGGAACAGAAACUACCUAACCAAAAUGACUUUCUUCAAGAGCCAUUACAAGCUGCUGCUUCUCCUGUUAAGCAUAGUACAAAUUCUUUAGUGAUUGCUGAUCAAGCUUCUUCUGGAUCUGAAACAGAGCUAGAGACUCCUCAGGCAGCAAUUCCUCCAAGUAAGCAGCUAACUUCACUACCUUCUGCAAAUCCCCCCAUGUCACAAGCUUCCCAGGAACAGGUCUUCCAGUCACCUCCAGCAAGCAGUAGUACGGUAUUCAAUGUGAGUGCACCUUUGCCUCCACGGAAAGAACAAGAGAUAAAAGACUUGCCUUAUUCAAGUGGAUAUAAUCAAAGUUACACUACAGCAAGCACACAGACAGCACCGCAGUGCCAGUUGCCAUCUACACAUGUGGGACAAACUACUCUCUCCCAAGAGCAGACUGCAAACAGUCAACCUGAUGGAGCAAUUCAAGUAAGCAGUGGUAGCCUUGCCUUUUAUCCUGCACAGACUAAUGUGUUCCCCAGAUCCACCCAAUCAUAUCUUAGUAACCGAGGAUCUAUUAGAGGAUGUACUCGUGGUGGGAGAUCACUGACAAAUUCCUUUCGCUCGCCUGGUGGGUAUAAAGGUUUUGAUACUUACAGAGGAUCCCCUGUCAUUGCCAAUGGCAGUUAUAGUCACCUGCAAUUCCAAGCUAGAGAAUAUCCUGGAACACCAUAUUCCCAAAGGGAUACUAAUUUCCAGCAGUGUUAUAAACGAGGAGGACUCUCUGGUGGUUCCCGUGCAAGUUCAAGAGCAGGGUGGAGUGAUUCUUCUCAGGUGAACAGUCCAGAACGAGAAAAUGAAACCUUCAACAGUGUUGACUCUGGACAGGGAGACUCUCGUAGCAUGACCCCUGUGGAUGUGCCAGUGACAAGUCCAGCAGCCACCAUUUUGCCAGUACAUGUAUAUCCUCUUCCCCAGCAGAUGAGAGUUGCCUUCUCAGCAGCCAGAACCUCUAAUUUGGCCCCUGGAACUUUGGACCAGCCUAUUGUGUUUGAUCUUCUUCUGAACAACUUGGGAGAAACUUUUGACCUUCAGCUUGGUAGAUUUAAUUGUCCAGUGAAUGGCACUUAUGUUUUCAUCUUUCACAUGUUAAAGCUGGCAGUGAAUGUUCCACUGUAUGUCAAUCUGAUGAAGAAUGAAGAAGUUUUAGUUUCGGCCUAUGCUAAUGAUGGUGCUCCAGACCAUGAAACUGCUAGUAAUCAUGCAAUUCUUCAGCUAUUCCAGGGAGACCAGAUAUGGUUACGUUUGCAUAGGGGAGCGAUUUAUGGAAGCAGUUGGAAAUAUUCUACGUUUUCAGGAUAUCUCCUUUAUCAAGACUGAAACCUACUAUAGAUUUAUACUAGAUAAAGUUCUUUAUGAUUAAGGAUCAAAGGAGAAAUUGACCAUUCACUUAUGAUGAUUUCAGGAAAAAUAUUAUUUCUGGAGGAAUUAGGAGGUACUAUGCCUUUUUUCUUUUUUCUUUUCAUCUUCCCAUUCCCUGCCCUCCCUAAGUGAAAUCCUGAAUUACUAACUCAGCAUUGAUCUAGCACCUCAUAAAUUGUGAUGCAGCCUUGCUAGUAAAGCUGUGAAUGUAUGUUAUUUGCAAUGAAUCUUUAAAACUGUAUCAAUGUUCAAGCUUACUACACUGAUUGCCUCAAGUUGAGUAAAGUUACAAUGCCUUGUUGUGCCUCAAUAAAACUGUAAUAUGCACUGUA
Molecule: messenger RNA, 3785 nt
Organism: Phascolarctos cinereus (koala)
Lineage: Eukaryota; Metazoa; Chordata; Mammalia; Diprotodontia; Phascolarctidae
Gene: CAPRIN2
Product: caprin family member 2
Biological process (GO): positive regulation of canonical Wnt signaling pathway
Cellular component (GO): cytoplasm
Molecular function (GO): signaling receptor binding
Source: RefSeq, a predicted model, not a curated record